Messenger RNA from Hipposideros armiger (great roundleaf bat), 7173 nucleotides. It is a transcript of the gene ZAN, whose product is annotated as zonadhesin. The record is from RefSeq and is a predicted model, not a curated record. Gene Ontology annotation, molecular function: protein binding. Gene Ontology annotation, cellular component: membrane; extracellular matrix. NCBI's taxonomy places the organism in Eukaryota, Metazoa, Chordata, Mammalia, Chiroptera, Hipposideridae.
AUGGCUCCUCCAAUCUGGACUCUGGUGCUGCUGGUGGGGUCUGCAAUCUCAAGGAAAGAGAAGCCUCUGGAGCAGAAGCCAUUCACUCGCAGCUCUAGGGACAACUCCAUUAUCACCCACUGUAAUUUUGAGGACAACUCGAAACCCUUCUGUGAUUGGACACAAGUGUCCACAGAUGACGGGGACUGGACUCGAGCCAGUGGGCCCUCCCACACUGGCAACACCAGGCCUCCCGGGGGGUACCCCAAUGGAGAGGGUUACUACCUGCACAUGGACUCGAGCACCAUCCACCCGGGUGGGGUGGCCCGCCUGCACAGCCCCCCCAUAUGGGAGCAAGGCCCGCUGUGCGUACACUUCGUCUACCACAUGUUCGGACUGUCAUGGGGUGCCCAGCUCAAACUGCUGCUGUUCAGGGGCACCAAGAACAAGCAUCCCCACCUGCUCUGGAAACACAUUGACACCCAGAGCCUCUCCUGGAUGCCUACCACUGUCACUGUGCCCAAGGCGCAUACCCUGCCCAGCUGGCUGAUGUUUGAAGGCGUGAGGGGCAGCACUGCCUACCUGGACAUCUCUCUGGAUGCCAUCUCUAUCCAUCGUGGCUCCUGCAAUCAGCGCGGCUUCUACAUGCUCCUGGACCCUAAGAAUGCAAAACCAAGGCAGAAAUCUGUUCUCCAUAGCCCCCUGAGCCAGUCAUCAGGCUGUCUGAGCCUGUCUUUCUACUACACCCUCCAUGGCCGGUCUCCUGGAGCAGCCCUCACAAUCUAUGCUUCCGUCUUGGGCAGCAUCCGGAAACACACUCUUUUCUCAGGACAAUCAGGACCCAACUGGCAGCCAGUCUCUGUCAAUUACACAGGCCAGGGACAGAUUCAGUUUACCAUGGUGGGCGUGUUUGGGAAGACCCCAGAACCAGCUGUGGCAGUGGACGCAGUCAGCAUUGCUCCCUGUGGGGAGAGCUUUCCUCAAUGUGACUUUGAAGAUGAUGCCCAUCCUUUCUGUGGCUGGGCUCAGAUAUCAGGGGAUGGCGGACGCUGGACCCGCGGUAGUCAAAAUAUGCCCAUCCAGGGAACAGGCCCCUUCAGAGGGUCCCUUAACAGAGGUGGUAACUAUAUCUACCUUGAAGCAGACAGGUUCUCCCAGGCAGGCCAGUCUUUCAGGCUGGUGAGCCGGCCCUUCUGUGCCUCUGGUGCGAUCUGUGUGGAACUUGCCUACCACAUGUAUGGCCUCGGAGAGGGCACUAAACUGAAGCUCCUGCUGGGGAGUCCUGCGGGCAGCUCUCCAACUUCUGUCUGGCAACGUGUUGGGUCUCAGAGGCCUGACUGGCUGAAUGCCUCCAUCACCAUCCCUUCAGGACACCAACAGCCCAUGCAGCUGAUAGUUGAGGCCAUCAGGGGUACCAAUACUGCCUUUGUUGUUGCUCUGGAUUUCAUCUUUAUCAAUCAUGGGACCUGUCGAGGUAAGACAAAACCCAAGACCCCAGAAAGGGGGCCAUGCUGUGGGACAGGACCUGUGCCAACAGUGCUUCCUUCCAAAUCUCCAGUUCCCCCUACUGGCCACUCUGAAACUCCUGUCUCCACAGAAAAACCCAUGGUCACCACAGAAAAACCUAUGGCUCCCACAGUAAAACCCACUGUCUCCAGUGAAAUAUCCACCAUCCCCACGGAAAGUCCCAUGGUCCCCACAAAAACGCACACCAUCCCCACAGAAAAAUCCACCUUCACAGAAAAGCCCACCAUUUCCACUGAAAAGCUGACUGCUCCCACAGAAAAGCCCACAGUUCCCACAGAAAAACCCACUGUCCCACCUGAAGAGCCCACUAUCCCCACAGAAAAGCCCACUCUCCACAUUGAAAGGCCCACUGUCCCCACAGAAAAACCCAUUGUCCACAUUGAAAGGACUACUGUCUUCACAGAAAAGCCCACUGUCUCCACAGAAAAACCCACAGUCCCCACUGAAAAACCCACUGUCCUCGUUGAAAAUCCCACCAUCCCCACUGAAAAACUGACUGUCCCCACUAAAAGGUCCAUAGCUCCUAUGACACUCCAGCCCAACCCAACACUUGUACCCACUAGGCCUAGAGUCUUGGUGACGUCUUCUAAUGCUUCAAGUACCUCCAUGACCACUGUGACCCUGGCUACCACUGCAACUCCUAGAUCUACUCCAGCAAGCUGCCCCCCAAAGGCCCACUAUGAACCCUGCGCCUGCCUGGCAUCCUGCCAGAAUCCCAAGCCCAACUGCAAGCUCCUCUGCAAGCCCGGCUGUGUCUGCAAUUCUGGCUUUUUGUUUAAUGACUCCCACUGCAUCAAUGCAUCUUCCUGCAACUGCUUCUACAACAAUAAUUACUAUAAGCCCGGGGCAGAGUGGCUUAGCCUUAAUUGCACAGAACGUUGCCGUUGCUGGUCUGGCAGUCGGAUGGAGUGCCAGAUGUCUCAGUGUGGGACACACACGGUAUGCCAGCUGAAGAAUGGUCAGUACAGAUGUCACCCCUAUGGCACUGCCACCUGCUUUGUCUAUGGAGAUCCUCACUAUCUCACCUUUGAUGGAAGGCACUUUAGCUUCAUGGGCAAAUGCACCUACAUCUUGGCCCAACCCUGUGACAACUUGACAGAGCCCUUCUUCAGGGUGGCAGUGAAGAAUGAGGAGCGAGGACAGGAAGGCGUGUCUUGCCUGAGCAAAGUCUACGUGCGACUACCCAAGACCACCAUCACCCUGCUCAGGGGCAGGCGCACGCUGGUUGGGGGUCAACAAGUCUCCCUCCCAGCCAUACCUUCUAAAGGCAUCUUCCUGGCUCUAAGUGGACGAUUUGUGGAGCUGCAGACUGCAUCCGGUUUGCGUGUGAGAUGGGAUGGUGACCAGCAGCUGUUUAUGAGUGUGCCCAGCACCUACUCUAGCAAACUCUGUGGUUUCUGUGGCAACUAUGAUGGUGACAGUAGCAAUGACAACCAGAAGCCUGAUGGCAGACCAGCACGCGAUGAGGAAGAGCUGGGCAAUAGCUGGCAGACCACAGAGGAAGAGGAAGAGGAAGAGGAAGAGGAGUGCCAGAAGAACAAGAUGAGCCCUCCAUCUUGUGACUCAGCCUCGUGGAACACUCUGUCGGGGCCAGAAUUCUGUGGAAGGCUCGUGGUCUCCCACGGAGCCUUUGGGGCAUGCCUGCCUCAUCUCAUGGCCCCUGUCUUUUUCAACAACUGCAUGUUUGACAUGUGUAACUUCCAGGGGCUGCAGCGGAUGCUGUGUGCCCAUAUGGCGGCCUUGACUGAGACCUGCCAGGAUGCUGGCUAUGUGGUGAAGCCCUGGAGAGGACCCCAGUUCUGUCCUCUGGCCUGCCCACCCAACAGCAAGUACACCAUAUGUGCCAAGCUGUGCCCCGAUACCUGCCAUUCCAGGUUCUCUGGCAUGUCCUGCCAGGACCGAUGCGUGGAGGGCUGCGAGUGCAACCCCAGCUUUGUUCUCAGUGGUCUCCAGUGCGUCCCCCUCUCCCAGUGUGGGUGCCUUGACCUCACAGGCAGCUACUUCAUGGUAGGGCAGCAGUGGUUCAAACCAGGCUGCAGACAGCUCUGUAUCUGUGAGGGCAACAACAAAAUUCGCUGUGUGCUGUGGAGGUGCCAGGCGCAGGAGGUCUGUGGUUGGCAGGAUGGCAUCUAUGGCUGCCAUGCCCAGGGGUCUGCCACCUGCACUGUCUCAGGGGACCCCCACUACCUGACGUUUGAUGGAGCCCUGCACCACUUCAUGGGCACCUGCAGCUACACCCUGACCCGGCCUUGCAGGUCGAGGUCCUUUGAGAACUACUUCGUCGUGAGUGCCACCAAUGAGUUCCAAGGUGGGAACUUGGAGGUCUCCUAUGUGAAAGCCGUCCAUGUACAGGUCUUCAACCUCAAAAUCUCGCUGAUCAAAGGCCGCAAAGUCGUGCUGAAUGGUCGCCGGGUGGUCCUGCCUGUGUGGUCUGCACAAGGUCGGCUAUGCAUGAGACCCAGUGGUUCCUUUAUCCUCCUCUACACGGAUUUUGGGCUUCAAGUUCGCUAUGAUGGGAACCACUUGGCUGAAGUGACAGUGCCCUCCACCUACGCUGGCCGGCUCUGUGGGUUGUGCGGGAACUACAACAACAACAGCUUAGAUGACAAUUUGAAACCAGAUAAAAAGGCUGCAGGCAACUCCACCCAACUGGGGGUCGCUUGGAAGUCAAAUGAAUACUCUGAACCUGGCUGUUUCGUUGCUGGUGGCAAGCCUCCCAGAUGCCAGGGGAACGAAGUGCAAGACACCUGGAAAAACUGUGAUAUCUUAAUGAACCCUCUGGGACCCUUCUCCAAGUGCAAUGGGGUGGUACCCCCGCAUUCCAGCUUCGCCAGUUGUGUGCAUGGCCAGUGUGGGACCAAGGGUGAUGCCCUGACCCUGUGCCGCUCCCUGCAGGCCUACGCAUCUCUGUGUGCUCGUGCCGGCCAGACCCCUCUCUGGAGGAAUAGCACCUUCUGCUCUCUGAAGUGCCCAUCCGGCAGCAGCUACAACCCCUGUGCCAACCCCUGCCCAGCCACCUGCCUCAGCCUAAACACCCCACGAGACUGCCCGGCAGCACUGCCCUGUACCGAAGGUUGUGAGUGCCAGAAAGGCCACGUCCUGAGUGGAACCUCCUGUGUGCCCCUCAGCCAAUGCGGCUGUACCGAUCCAGGGGGCUCCUACUACCCGGUCGGGGAGAGCUGGUACACGGACAACACCUGCUCCAGGAUCUGCACCUGUUCCACUUACAACAACAUCUCCUGCUUCCAAACCUCCUGCAAGCCUAACCAGAUGUGCUGGCCCCUGGAUGGGCUGAUACGCUGCCGGGCUGCGGGUAUGGGAGUGUGCCGGGUCUCAGACAACUCUCACUAUGUGAGCUUUGAUGGCAGUCAACAUGCCAUCAGGAGCACCUGCACUUACGUCCUGGUGAAAACGUGCCACUCCACCAUGGACUUGCCUUUCUUCAAGAUCAGUGGCAAGAAUGGGAAAAGGGAAGGCCAAACCCCCACUUUCUACCUCCACCAGGUCAACAUUGACAUCUUUGAUUCCCUGGUCACCCUGAAAAAGGGCCAUCAUGUGAUGAUCAAUGGCAAGCAGGUCACCCUUCCCUCGACUAAUCAGAUCAGAGGUGUCAGCAUCUCUGCCAGUGGGGUCUACACCAUGCUCAACAUUCACAUUGGGCUGCAAGUCAAGUUUGACAGCAAUGGGUUCUUAGAGAUCGAACUCCCUAGAGCCUAUUAUGGAAAGGUCUGUGGCAUAUGUGGGAACUUCAAUGGUGAGGAAGAGGAUGAACUAAAAAUGCCCAGCGAUGAACUAGCCCAGAAUGACAUUGAAUUUGUGAACAAUUGGCAAGAUAAGGAGGCCGACCCAAAUUGCCAACAAGAUGACCAAAAAGAUGACCAAAUGAAGACCAAAGCAGAACAGCAGGAGAAGACGGAUGCAAACUGCAGGCCAGCUGACCUAGUGAGAGCCCAGGAGCAAUGCCAAGUGGCCUUUCAGGCCCUGGCCUGGGCUAAGUGUGCUACUCGCGUGGCCCUUAAGCCCUUCCUGUUCGACUGUGCACAUAAUCUCUGUGAGUCUGGAGGCCUAAACCGUACCCUCUGUGAGUCUCUGCAAGCCUUUGGAGCCGCCUGCCAGGCCCAGGGGCUUAAGCCCCCAGUCUGGAGAAACAGCAGUUUCUGUUCUUUGGAAUGCCCCACCCACAGCACCUACAUGACCUGUGUUCCACCCUGCUCACCCUCCUGCUGGGACCUGCAAGGUCAGUGCAAGGACGCCAAAGUGCUCUCCACUGAGGAGGGCUGCAUUUGUCAGCCUGGCUACUAUGAGCUCAGUGAACAACAAUGUGUUCUCAGGACUCAGUGUGGCUGUAGGGACGCCCAGGGAGGCUCCCUCCCCGUAAAGAAGACCUGGCUCUCCAGUGGCUGCACCCAGAGCUGCAUAGCAGGAGCCAUUCGGCACUGACCCUUCAUCUGCCCCUCUGGCUCCCACUGCCAGCUCAACUCCAAUGGCAAUGGCAGGCGCAACCCUGACAGUAAGGGGGAACAAUGCUCAAUUUUUGGGGACCCCCAUUACUGCACAUUUGAUGGCGUCAGCUACAGCUUCCAGGGCUGUAUGACCUACACUCUGAUUAAGACUGUGAACAUGCUCUCCGAUGGCGUAGCCCCCAUGGUCAUGGAGGGACACAACAAGAUGUAUAUGCCCUUCAACCUGAUCUUCCUGCACAAAAUCAUCGUGAUGGAUUAUGGCUAUACAGUCUAGCUCUAGGCUGAACUGCAGCUUGUGGUCAACAAGAAGAAGACGGCCAUCCCCUACAACUCCAAGCACCUGUGGGUUACCAUGCAGGACCGCUGGCUGUAUUUGGUCACUGACUUUGAUCUGGUCAUCAGCUUUAAUGAAAAGAACAAUGCAGUGAUCUCCUUGCCUAGCAUGUACCAGGAGCUUGGGAAUGGCCUGUGCGGGAAUUUUGACAAGAACUGGAAGUUUAUGCUGCCCAGUGGCGCCCUCACUCAGAACCUCAACAAUUUCAGCAACAGUUGGAAAUUUAAGAUGAAGGGAGGCCUCGCCCACUUCUCAAGGGCCAUCCAAGAGGAGAAGGAAGGAGAAGAGUCAGGCUUCAAUGUGUCAGAAUGCCGCCUGGAGCAGCUGGAGUUCCUCAACAGCACCCAGGCGUUUCGGGUGCUGGUGGACCUCCAGGGCCCCUUUGCUGCCUGUCACCAGACGGCUCCAGAGCCCUUCCAGAAGCACUGUAUGUUUGAUAUGUGUGUCACUUGGGACCCUAAAGAGCAGGAAGAGCUGCGCUGCCAGGUCCUCAGUGGGUAUGCCAUCAUCUGCCAGGAGGCAGGCAUUUCCUUGGCCAGCUGGCAGGACCACACCCACUGUGAAAGCCCAUGUCUAUGGAACCCCUGUCAGAAUGACGGGUGAUGUCAGGAGCAGGGCACCCACUUCACCUGUGAGUGUGGACUUGGUUAUAGGGGAGAUGUCUGCACAGAGCCUGAGGAUGUGCCACCUCCCGAAAAGCCAGGUACCAACUUUGUGGCCAUCUUGUUGGGAAUGCUGGUGCCUGGGGUGGUCAUAGUGCUGGCAGUGACCAGAGAAUAUGUUUCCAGGAAGAGGAGGAGGGAGAAAAUGCAGAGCCAGAACAGAGACAGGCUGGCAGGCACAGGGCUUAAGGAUUACUACGGCAAAUGA